Halteromyces radiatus is the source of this 402-nucleotide messenger RNA. RefSeq lists its product as uncharacterized. The transcript has a single exon. The record is from RefSeq and is a predicted model, not a curated record. Bases 74 to 322 code for a protein of 82 amino acids. NCBI's taxonomy places the organism in Eukaryota, Fungi, Mucoromycota, Mucoromycetes, Mucorales, Cunninghamellaceae.
UUUUUUUUUUUGAUAUAUAUAUAUAUAUAUAAAUAUAUAUAUUUUAUCACUUUUCAGCCUUAUUGUGGUUCUGAUGUCCUUUCAUGGUUCCCCUCCCUCUUCUCCAUCCGCUGGCAAAAGCUUGGAUACCAAUAUGCUAGCAUGUGAAGUCAAGCGAACUGAAAAGAUCAACUGGACACCCUAUCUUCGGGAAUACAUCUCUAACGGUUAUGCUGAACAUCCUGACUUGUAUACUGACGAUUUUCGACUAUUGGACGAACUUCGCAAUGACUGUAUUUAUUUGGAAUACAAUGAAAAAGCUCUAAAUAGACUCAUAAAGUAAGUAAUAACUUGUGUGCUCUCAAAACCAUUCUCAUGUUUGGUUUUGUAUCUUGUCUAGAUAUUAUGCUCAACUGGUAUUUA